CGCCAAGGAAGUGAGACCAGUUGCCAAGGCGGCCUGUGGGGCCGGUUGCUAAGGAAGUGAUGGCUUGGGGGCGGGCGUGCGGGUUGCCAAGGAAGUGAGCGGGGGUCGAUCCCCCCCCGUAUCCGGUGCAGCAGGAGCGGCGGCGGCGGCGGGGGCUCCAUGGUGACAGCGCAGGUUUUCAGCACUCCUGGCCUUCCUGGAUCACCCGCCUGUCAAAUCUCCCUACCCACUGUCCUGUCGUCAUGUCUAAGUUAAAGAGUUCUGAAUCUGUCAGGGUGGUGGUGCGGUGCCGGCCAAUGAAUGGGAAAGAGAAGGCAGCUUCAUAUGAUAAAGUUGUUGAUGUGGAUGUCAAGUUAGGGCAGGUAUCAGUGAAGAAUCCCAGGGGAACAUCUCAUGAGCUGCCUAAAACCUUCACCUUUGAUGCUGUCUAUGACUGGAAUUCCAAGCAGUUUGAACUUUAUGAUGAGACCUUUAGACUUCUGGUGGAUUCUGUCCUGCAAGGGUUCAAUGGGACUAUCUUUGCCUAUGGGCAGACUGGGACAGGGAAAACAUAUACAAUGGAAGGAGUGCGUGGUGAUCCCGAAAAAAGAGGGGUCAUCCCCAAUUCAUUUGACCACAUCUUCACCCACAUCUCUCGAUCUCAGAACCAGCAGUAUUUGGUUAGAGCAUCUUAUCUGGAAAUAUACCAAGAAGAAAUCAGAGAUUUGCUAUCAAAGGAUCAGUCCAAGAGGCUGGAGCUGAAAGAGAGACCAGACACUGGGGUGUAUGUGAAGGACUUGUCAUCUUUUGUCACAAAGAGUGUCAAGGAGAUCGAGCACGUCAUGAAUGUGGGGAACCAAAACCGCUCCGUUGGUGCUACCAACAUGAAUGAGCAUAGCUCCCGUUCCCAUGCCAUUUUUGUGAUCACUAUUGAGUGCAGCGAGGUGGGACUUGAUGGGGAGAAUCACAUCCGUGUAGGAAAACUCAACCUAGUGGACCUUGCAGGCAGUGAACGCCAGGCCAAAACUGGAGCACAGGGGGAAAGGUUGAAGGAAGCUACCAAGAUUAACCUCUCUCUUUCAGCUUUGGGCAAUGUUAUAUCUGCCCUAGUAGAUGGUAAAAGCACUCACAUUCCAUACCGGGACUCAAAACUAACUAGGCUACUUCAGGACUCACUAGGUGGCAAUGCUAAGACUGUGAUGGUGGCCAAUAUAGGCCCUGCCUCUUACAAUGUAGAAGAAACUCUUACUACCCUGCGAUAUGCCAACCGUGCCAAAAACAUCAAGAACAAACCAAGAGUUAAUGAGGAUCCUAAGGAUGCACUGCUACGAGAAUUCCAGGAAGAAAUCGCCCGGCUCAAGGCACAAUUGGAAAAAAGGUCUGUUGGCAAAAGAAAGAGGAGAGAAAGGAGAAGAGAUGGUGGGGAAGAGGAAGAGGAGGAUGGAGAAGAGGGUGAUGAAGGGGAUGACAAAGAUGACUACUGGAGGGAGCAGCAGGAAAAGCUGGAAAUUGAGAAGAAAGCUAUUGUAGAGGAUCACAGCUUGGUGGCAGAAGAAAAGAUGAGGCUGCUAAAGGAGAAGGAGAAGAAGAUGGAGGAUCUGAAGCGAGAGAAGGAAGCAGCAGAAAUGCUGGGUGCCAAAAUCAAGGCAAUGGAAAGCAAGCUCCUUGUUGGAGGGAAAAACAUUGUGGAUCACACAAAUGAACAGCAGAAAAUCUUGGAGCAGAAACGUCAGGAAAUUGCAGAACAGAAACGUCGGGAGCGAGAAAUCCAGCAACAGAUGGAAAGUCGGGAUGAGGAAACAUUGGAGCUGAAAGAGACCUAUAGUUCCCUACAGCAAGAGGUGGACAUCAAAACCAAAAAACUCAAAAAGCUAUUUUCCAAGCUGCAAGCUGUGAAGGCAGAGAUCCAUGACCUCCAGGAGGAGCACAUCAAGGAGCGGCAAGAACUGGAACAGACCCAGAAUGAGCUUACCAGGGAGUUAAAGCUAAAGCACCUGAUUAUUGAAAACUUUAUUCCCCUGGAGGAAAAGAACAAGAUCAUGAACAGAUCUUUCUUUGAUGAAGAGGAAGACCAGUGGAAACUGCAUCCCAUAACCCGGCUGGAUAACCAGCAGAUGAUGAAAAGGCCAGUGUCAGCAGUGGGAUACAAGAGGCCUUUGAGUCAGCAUGCCAGGAUGUCCAUGAUGAUUCGUCCAGAGGCCCGCUACAGGGCAGAAAACAUUGUGUUACUGGAGCUAGAUAUGCCUAGCCGAACAACCAGAGACUACGAGGGCCCAGCCAUUGCUCCUAAAGUGCAGGCUGCUCUAGAAGCAGCUCUGCAGGAUGAAGAUGAGAUACAGGUGGAUGCCUCCACUUUUGAGAGCAUGUCAAAUAAAAAAUCAAAAUCCAGGCCUAAAACUGGAAGGAAAUCAGGGGGAUCCUCUUCCUCAGGCACCUCUGGGUCUCAGCUCUAUCCACAGUCCCGGGGGCUGGUUCCUAAGUAAAAACAGCAAUUCUUCUCCAGGGCGUGAACAGCAUUUGCCUUCUGAGAGCAAAGACAAGUAAAAACCUGCAGAGAGGACUCUCAGCCAGACUCCAAGCCCUUUCCUUUGGGGAAUAGCAAUGGCCUCUUUGCAGUUUAACUGACUUGUGUCAAAAUGUGCCAGUCCCAGGUGUGCUGAACCUUGCAGGAAAAGAUUUGCUCACAAUCUAGCAAUCAGCCCCUAUUGGGAACAGAUUUUAGUUAGGAAAUCAGAAAUGCAUGAGGUACGUUAAAGUGUGUUAGAAGCAAUGGGAAGCAUGAGGAUCACCUCACAGCAUCACCCUCUCUCCUUCAGUUCCAGCCCCCUUGCUGUACUGGGCUCUCUUGCUGUUGGGCAACAGGAAAGAGUUGCAAGUCAUCUCAACAGAAUCAACUCUCCAGAACCUCAGGAUGAAAACUUAGUGAGGUUAAAAAGUGGAGGGUGUAUCCAAACUUGACUAGGUGCAUUUUUUUCCUCUUUCUGUUGAAAGAAUGGCAUCUUCAUCUGGGGUUAGAGUUGGGUUGAACAACCCUGAGAUGAGCAGGAUUGGAGAGCUGUUUCCUUGCACUUCACAGCUAGACCUCUCCGCUUUCCUUUAGAAAUGUAGAACAAGAGAGGAUCUUGGAAGUAUAUUUUGCUCCUGUAGAAUGGAAGCAAUAGAAACUGAAGUUCUCUAUCUGUUUACAGACAUCAGUAAGAGCUCUUCUAAACUGUCCUGCUAAAGACUCAACCCCUAUUGGCAGGGACCACCUUGUCAAAGAAUAAGUCUGCAUACCAGUGCCAGUUCCAUACUAGCUCUCUUCCUCUCACUUCUCCAUCCCACACCUGGCAUUUUAGACCAGCAUCCAUACUGAAUAGCUAAACCCUACACCGUGUAUGGCCAUUUUCUCAGAUCUUCCACCAUUUGUAGGAAGUGUAGAUCUAGCUUGGUGCUAGGUCUCUGCCAGGAGGCACACAUAGCCAGUUCUGCCAUUCCCUAUGACAUGGAUGGAAUCUGGAGCACUAUGAGGCAAAGCCAUAUUAGACUGCACUUUUCUGAUAAGUAUGCAAUCUUUCCCCUGAUGUUAUGAGGCGCUUCAGUGCAGGAGCUGCCUUUGUGUCUCAUCGUGCUCCAAGUUAAGAACAUUCUCUUUUCAGUCUUAAGCUUUCCUGAAUACAGUGAGGCUAGAUGGGAAUGAGGGCAAUGUGUAAUCACCAGUCUGGGGUUGCAAGGAAAUCUGAUAUAAAUCCCAAGGGUGGUACACUGAAAUUGAAAGGGGAAGAACUCCUGCUUUAGAUGGUGUCUUUUCAAAGUUUGCCCUGUGACUAAUAUCACAGGCCUGCAUGGUCCAGUGGGGAGAGGGGAGCUACUGUAUUGGAUGGGCUCAGAAGACAGAGUAAGGUGUUCCUGUCUUGCAUCUCACUGUUCAGCUUGUAAGUUUUAGUUCCCUGUAUAUUGAGAGUUGGGCUAUUUUUUUUUCUUGAUUGUUGUCAACUGUUGUCCUGUGAUUGUUUGUUUUUACCCAUUACCUCUCCCUCGCAGAUGACCUCUCCCUAUACUGACUGACCAGUGUAUGAGAACUUGCCUGUUUUUAGAAAUACUCUGAUGUAGGGACUCUACUUUGUGUUCUUGUUAAGUAUCCAUUGACUGACUCUGUCCAGUCUGGAAAAACUCCAUUGUAUCUGACCGCCAUGAGCAGAAGGAACACAACACUUCUAGCAUAAAGCUCUCCUCUGCAUCUUGCUGGCAUGGUGCCUUGGUGAGUCAGCUGCUCAGGUGGACUUGGGUUAAGUUCUAAAUCAGCUGCUUUGAUUCAAGGAGUAUAUUUCUGGAUGAGGACCAGAUGAAUAUUUUUUUAAAUUUUGAUGCGGGGAGGAGAGUUUUGCCUAUGGGUGAGGGAGGAGCCAUCUGCUCAUUUUCUGCUAUCCUAAUGAUGGAAGCCUGGCAUAACCUUCCUUUUUAUAAACCACUGUUUCUGUACAAAAAGCCUUUUAAUUCUCUUUUGUGGUAUAAAACAGAGUGUCAACGGUUGUCGUCCACCCCCCAGUAUAUAAUCUUGUUUACUUCAUAAUUGAAAAAGAGGAUUGUAUAGUUUAAGUAUUCAGAGAAUUGAAAUGAGAUGAAGUGACUGUAUAGCCUGAGAUGGUAAUAUAUACAUGAUAUAGCUAUGCUUCUUCACUCACUACUAUACCACCGGGUUUCUGUACAAAAUUUGUAAGAUUUCCCAUGUGGCAGGAAUAAGUACAUUGGAAAUCACAGCCCAAACCCAGACUGUUCUGCUUUUACUGUUAAUAUGCUAGAAUGGCUCUACCUCGGAAAGCCCUGUUUAUAAAUGUGUAUACGUUAAGGUGAGAGAAAGGGACUGAGGUAGGUAAAUUAUAAAAUUGACUUUUAGUUACCUUUACCCACAGCUCCAUUUUAAACAGUAUGUCCAGUGAAUAAGAGAGAAUAAGCAAAUCUCAGGGCAACAGCAGCUUUCAGCUUCUCACUCUGAUUGACCUACCCCUUUAGAUCCAUAGGGUACAUCUACACUGCGAUUAAAAACUUGUGGCUGGCCUGGGACAACCAACCUGGGCUUGCGGGGCUCAGGCUAAGGAGCUAUUUAAUUGUGGGGUAGACUUUUGGGCUCAGGCUGGAGCCUGAGCUCCAGGACCUUGCAAGGUCCCAGAGCUCAAGCUGGAGUCCAAGCCCGCACAUCUAUGCCACAAUUAAACAGCCUCUGAGCCUGAGCCCUGUGAGCCCAAGUCAGCUGGCACAGGCCAGCCACGGGUAUCUAAUUGCAGUGCAGACAUUUUCUGGCAGUGAUAUUGGGGUGAAAUGAUACAUUUGUGUUAAAUUGUACAAUGUUAGUGAAGUUCAGGAUCGACAUGUCUAACAAGUGAUCCUGCCAGGCUUGUGCCUCUCUGCUGCAUGUGGGUAUGAUCUGAACCAUCUGGGCUUCCUGCAGGCUAAAAGCCAAAGAAGACAGGAAAUCCACCAAGUUCCUGGAAGAGGCCCUGGGAGAGUGUGCACAGUCAGUCUCUUCAGAGGAAUGUUUAAAAUCCUCCUCCUCUUCGCUCUGCUCUGUAUAAUUGGAUACAAUUUUAUUUUUCAAGUUACGUGCAGUAAAGGUAGCUUUUCUGUUCCAGAGUCAAAUCCCACAUGAAACCGAACACAUAGAAAUUACAGCACUUCAAAUUCUUAAUAUAGGUCUGAUCAUCCUUUGUUGAAAGGUUUGCAUGCUGCUUGAAUCUUAUAGAAUAUAUACCUCUGUGAUGACCUUUUGAACUGUAAUGAUGCAUUAUACAGACUUUUGGUUUAAUACAGAACUCUCUAGUUGUAGUCCUUCCUCACUGUGUCUAGAUUCAUUGCCAAGUUUCAGAGAAGCAUUGAUUCCUGUAAAUCUGGAUAUUUUAUCUGUCCUGUCUUUUAAUUUCUGAUAUCUGACCAUACAACCAGGCCUUAAAAGGGGAAGAAGUGAUUCUUGUGGCUUGCUUUCUACAGUGUUAAACACAUAGACAAAUGAGAAAAACAUAUGUGCACAAUGCAAAAGCCAUAAUCAGAUGCUCAGUUGGAACUGAACAAGAACAGUGGUGCCCGGCUGCUCUGCACCUUGCAGUGGUCAUUUAGCUCCCUAUGAUCUAGGCACUUACUACCUUACCCUCCUCAGCCCGAUUUCUCUUGUUUCUGGAAUGAAGUGCCCAAGGGUGCUUGUGGGCAUAACUGUCUGUGAGAUUUCACUCCUUGGUCUUACACUGAUCUUGACCUUUUCUUUGGUGACCUGUAGACAAAGAACAUCUCUAGUUCUGUCAAUAGGUUUUACAACUUAUAUUUAUUUGUAUCAUCUCUUUUGGCUAGGAAUGUAAAAGUGAUCCUAAAAUAAGAUGUGUAAUAAAAUCAAUCAGAUUUAUUGUAUCUACCAAAACUU
Mauremys reevesii (Reeves's turtle) is the source of this 6367-nucleotide messenger RNA. It is a transcript of the gene KIF3B, whose product is annotated as kinesin family member 3B. NCBI's taxonomy places the organism in Eukaryota, Metazoa, Chordata, Testudines, Geoemydidae. Bases 243 to 2462 code for a protein of 739 amino acids. Gene Ontology annotation, molecular function: ATP binding; microtubule motor activity; microtubule binding. Gene Ontology annotation, biological process: microtubule-based movement. The record is from RefSeq and is a predicted model, not a curated record. The transcript has 9 exons.